AAUUGGUACACUGCGGAGUGAAGCAGCAGUGAUGGGAGAGGCAGAGGAGAAGCAACGUCGUCGUUUAGAGCUUGAAGAAGCCCUUGAAAUCCAAUCCCUAAGACGCAUCAUCAGUGCUUACCUCAACUAUCCUGAUGCUGCAGAAGAGGAUGUUAGAAGAUAUGAGAGGUCUUACAGGAAGCUUCCACCUGCUCAUAAGGCUUUGUUAUCCCAUUAUCCUCAAAAGUUUCAAAGAUUACGCCGGUGUAUCUCAGUGAAUUCUCAUUUCAUAUUCAGCAUGCUUCAGGCAUUCGAACCUCCACUUGAUAUGAGCCAAGACAUAGAUUUUAGUGAAUAUCCACAUGCUGAAUGUGCCCAGAAAGAUCAUUUAGUUUCUGAAGGGAUUAAUGCUUGUCCAUGCGAAUCAGGCCCUGUGAGAAUAACAUGUUCUGUAUCUGAUCAACAUGGUUGCGUGGAAUGUAGCAAUCAAACUUGCAGGUCACCAGCAUUGGUGCAUCCCAAGGAGGAGGUGGACAUUGAGAAUCACCACCAGUCAAAUACUGAGAGCCAUUCUACGAGCAUGAUACAUGCUAAAGAAACUAGUGAAUAUUGUGGGAGUCCUAUUGCUGAUUGCAAUGGCAAUGACCCAGUCACCUCAUCACGCCAACAAUGGUUGGAUCCAUCUUUUCAAUUUAAUGUUCCUUUAGUUGAUGUAGAUAAGGUGCGAUGUAUAAUAAGGAACAUAGUUAGGGACUGGGCAGCUGAGGGUAAAAAAGAACGUGAUCAGUGCUACAAGCCUAUACUUGAAGAGCUUAAUAUCCUAUUCCCUAAUCGCAGCAAAGAGAGUUCACCUGCCUGUUUAGUUCCUGGUGCUGGACUUGGUCGGCUGGCCUUGGAGAUUUCCUGUUUAGGAUUUAUCAGUCAAGGGAAUGAAUUUUCAUACUACAUGAUGAUAUGCUCAAGUUUUAUUCUUAACCAUUCCCAAACUGCUGGUGAGUGGGCAAUAUAUCCGUGGAUUCACAGCAAUUGCAAUUCACUGUCAGAUAGUGAUCAACUUCGUUCUAUUUCAAUACCAGAUAUUCAUCCAGCUAGUGCAGGAAUUUCUGAAGGCUUUUCAAUGUGUGGAGGUGACUUUGUUGAAGUCUACAGCGAUUCAAGCCAAGUUGGUGCAUGGGAUGCAGUUGUUACUUGUUUCUUUAUUGAUACUGCUCAUAAUAUUGUUGAGUACAUUGAAAUAAUUUCAAAAAUUUUGAAAGACGGGGGAGUUUGGAUAAAUUUGGGACCUCUACUUUAUCACUUUGCAGAUAUGUAUGGACAAGAAGAUGAAAUGUCAAUUGAAUUGAGUUUGGAAGAUGUUAAAAGGGUUGCGUUGCAUUAUGGAUUUGAAUUUGAGAAAGAAAGGACUAUUGUGACAACAUACACCACAAAUCCUAGAUCAAUGAUGCAAAAUCGUUACUUUGCUGCGUUUUGGACAAUGAGAAAAAAAUCUGCUGCAGUGCAGCAGCAAGUGCCCUGAGAAUGGGGGAUUCAAUUAUUGUGAUAUGAAAUAUAAAUUAGUUCUCUUCUACUUGUCAGUUUGUGUUUUUGCUUGUUGAAGUGGAGACUAUCCCUAUUUAUGAAAUCCUGGCAAUUUGUCUUCAUUGGAAAG
This is a messenger RNA of Abrus precatorius (Indian licorice), 1627 nucleotides long. RefSeq names its product carnosine N-methyltransferase-like. Gene Ontology annotation, molecular function: S-adenosylmethionine-dependent methyltransferase activity. The coding region runs from base 32 to 1495 and encodes 487 amino acids. Lineage: Eukaryota; Viridiplantae; Streptophyta; Magnoliopsida; Fabales; Fabaceae. The transcript has 18 exons. The record is from RefSeq and is a predicted model, not a curated record.